Molecule: messenger RNA, 1863 nt
Organism: Armigeres subalbatus
Lineage: Eukaryota; Metazoa; Arthropoda; Insecta; Diptera; Culicidae
Gene: ArgRS-m
Exons: 5
Coding region: 148-1827 (559 amino acids)
Biological process (GO): mitochondrial translation; arginyl-tRNA aminoacylation
Cellular component (GO): mitochondrion
Molecular function (GO): arginine-tRNA ligase activity; ATP binding
Source: RefSeq, a predicted model, not a curated record
UCAUGAGUGUUGAUAUGAGCUGAGUAUCCUUCCAAAAUGUAAACAAAAAUUGAAUAUCCCGCGAUAUUAUUGAGCGAAUAUAUUUUUUUGCAUUUUGUAUUAAAACAUCGAAAAAUUUAUUAUUAAGGUAUUCAAUAUUCUCCAAUAAUGACAAGUUCUUACACUAAACUGGUUUCAAAUAAGUUCACGCAGAUCGUUGGACAUAAAUUGAACGUCCCGCGACCAACCUUUCAAGUAAGGAAAGGAGCUGUAGAUCCCGAAGUUCAUCUCCCUGUAAACAGUUCUUUCGGUGAGGUUGAUUUUGGACAGUCUAUCCCCACCGAAGCUGACUACCACAUCAAAGAUGUGCGAUUAUGUGGUGAAGGAAAACAUAAAAAGAUUGUCAUUGGAUUGUGCCGGAACCAGUUUAUUCAAAGUGUUUUAAAUGAUUCCUCAACGAAAAGGCGAAGUUUGACAAAAGCGCCUAAAACGCUAAUAGAAUUUAGUUCCCCCAACAUUGCCAAGCCGUUCCAUGCGGGUCAUCUACGUUCCUCUAUCAUUGGCAACUUCCUUGCCAACAUUUACUACCAUUUGGGACAUGAUGUGGUGAAGCUAAACUAUCUGGGAGAUUGGGGAACUCAAUUUGGAUUCCUGAAGAUGGGCGUUGAGUUGAAGGGACUUUCCCGCGAAGACAUUCAGCGGAAUCCAAUCACGACGCUGUACGAGGCGUAUGUCCAUGCCCACAAGCAGGCAGCUAAUAACGAGGAACUACAGUUGAGGGCGAGAAAUAUAUUUUCGGAUAUGGAACAGGGGAAGCUAGGUGAUUUGAACGAAUGGACCGACUACCGGGCCUAUACGGUGGAUGAGCUCCGAAGCAUGUAUGAUCGAUUAGGUAUAACAUUUGAUCAUUACCACUGGGAGUCACAGUAUGGCAUCAACGAUAUUGCUGACGUGGUGUCCCUGAUGCAAGAUAAGGACAUUUUAUUUUUACAGGACGAUGGUAGAAAAAUAGCAAAGGUGGGCGCUCGUAAAGUUCCAAUUGUGAAAAGCGACGGUACGACGCUUUACCUGACGAGAGACAUUGCAGCAUUGAUAGAUCGCCACGAGCGUUUCAAUUUUGAUAAGGCUAUAUACGUGGUGGAUAACUCGCAAACUGACCACUUUGCAGCACUUGUGUCGAUAGCGCAGCAAAUGGGACUGCGGUACGCCGCGGACAUAGUUCACGUGAAAUUCGGACGAGUGCUGGGAAUGAGCACCAGGCAAGGCACGGCAGUAUUUCUCAAAGAUAUUCUGGACGAAGCGGAAACUCUAAUGAGGCACAAACAAAUCAAUAAGCAAACCACCAAAAUUGAUGUCACCAGCAACCCGGAGAUUACGGCCAUCCUCGGAACGACAGCAGUAAUCAUAAACGAUCUAAAGCAACGCCGUAUGCGAGACUACGCAUUUAGCUGGGACAAGGCCCUGCAGACCGACGGCGAUUGCGGUAUCAAGCUGCAGUAUACACACUGUCGUCUAUGCAGUUUGGAGAGAAACACCGAUGAACUCUGCGAUAGCGAAACAUGUCAUCCAGAAUUGCUACCAGAGGCGGAAGCGUUGAAUCUGAUCUGCGAAAUUGCAAACUACGACGGCGUACUAGCGGAUGCUGCCGAUAAACAAGAAGCGUGCAUUCUCGUCAACUACCUGUUUGGUUUAUGUAACGCUACGAAUCGAUGCUUCUUGACGAUGAAUGUAAAAAAUGAACCAUUAAAGGAAAGAAGAAUGCAAAAACUGAAGUUGUUCAACACAGCUCGAAAAGUUCUGCAGCAUGGAAUGCAAAUACUUGGUUUGAAACCUUUACAAGAAAUGUGAUAAUAAAUAAGUCUAGGAAAGUUUGAAUUACUUUUA